Molecule: messenger RNA, 561 nt
Organism: Daldinia childiae
Lineage: Eukaryota; Fungi; Ascomycota; Sordariomycetes; Xylariales; Hypoxylaceae
Product: putative dnase1 protein
Exons: 1
Coding region: 1-561 (186 amino acids)
Source: RefSeq, a predicted model, not a curated record
AUGGGCCUAUUCGCUAAAAUCGCCGCCUUUGCUGCUGCUUCGGCUACUCUGGUUAGCGCCAACUCGUUCACAUUCGUCAACCAGGACGGCGCCACCCGCCACAUCACCUUUACCCCGGCUGCAGGACAAGCACCUAUCGCUCCCAUUACGAUUGGAGGAAACGGUCAGGCUAGAGUGGACUUCCCCCAGGGAUGGAUCGGCAAUGCUUACGCUUUCAACGAGGGUGCCCCUGACGUCCCGGGCAUGCUCGCCGAGGUUGCCUUCAACGGCUGGAACGGCUUGACAUACUUUGAUGUAUCGGCCAUCGUGAACCCUAACGACGUUAACGGUGUGAAGGAAAUGUACCCGGCUAGUCAAAUGCAAGCCGCGUCCAAGGUUGCCGUAUCCGGGUGCCAAGUGUUCCCUUGCGGCAGCGCUUACUACCACCCUGACGACAUCCAGACCGUCACGACCCCAGAGGCAGACCUUAUCGUUACCCUCGGCGGCGGUGCCCCCGCCCGCCGUGACGUUGAGGCCAUGGUGGUCCCGCGUAACUACGUUCUCGGCAAGCUCUCUGCGUAA